AUGGAGUUGUUUGUUAAUAAACGGGCCAAACAGUAUUCAAGGUGUUGUUUGAUUAAUUGUAAAAGCCACAUUUUGGAUAAGGAAACCAUAAGUUUUUUUACUUUCCCAAAAGAACCUGCCAGAUGUGCUGUUUGGAUUGAAAAUUGCAAAUGUGAUCACCUGAAAUCGAUCAAUAAUUUGGCUGCUAACACUAAGUAUCGUGUUUGUUCUUUACAUUUUGAAACUAAUAUGUUUUCUAAUUUUCAAAAAAAUAGACUAAAGCCAGAAUCUGUACCUACAUUGUUUGAUUCCAUGGAAGUUGAUAGAGUGGAUAAACCAAAGAAUUAUGAUGACCCUGAACCCUUCAGAUUUUGUGCCAUUAUCAUGUUCAACACCUAUUCCUCUGCUCGUUUAUCAAUAAACUCACAAAGUUUAUCUGAUGCAUCAACAUCAAUGGAUAUUGAAACAAGUGUGAUUGAUAUACAAACACCAAGUUAUUUAUCAUCUAAAACUCCCCGAAAAGUUGCUCUUCAGGAAAAACUCAAGGAAAGUGAAUGGGUUCAGGCCGAGUUGAAACAAAUUAUUAUAAAUUUGAAUCGACAAAUAGCAAAUGAACCCAACAAUAAAUUGGAUAAUUGCUUGGAAACAUGUAAAGAAUACUUGUCACCUACCCUCUUUAUGAUUGUCAAAUCGCAAAUCAAGAACAAGGAAAGAAAUUAUCGAGGAUUCAGGUAUUCUAAUGAGAUUAAGCAACUUGCUUUAAGUAUUUAUUUUCUAGGUCCAAGAGUAUACAAUUUAUUGCAAAAUCCUCUUUCCCUUCCUGUUAGUCGAACACUUAUAAGUGUAGGAGAGUAA
Messenger RNA from Acyrthosiphon pisum (pea aphid), 834 nucleotides. RefSeq lists its product as uncharacterized. Bases 1 to 834 code for a protein of 277 amino acids. Lineage: Eukaryota; Metazoa; Arthropoda; Insecta; Hemiptera; Aphididae. The transcript has 3 exons. Gene Ontology annotation, molecular function: sequence-specific DNA binding. The record is from RefSeq and is a predicted model, not a curated record.